This is a messenger RNA of Taeniopygia guttata (zebra finch), 1372 nucleotides long. RefSeq names its product methylthioribose-1-phosphate isomerase 1 (gene MRI1). Lineage: Eukaryota; Metazoa; Chordata; Aves; Passeriformes; Estrildidae. Gene Ontology annotation, molecular function: S-methyl-5-thioribose-1-phosphate isomerase activity. The record is from RefSeq and is a predicted model, not a curated record.
CGGGUGGGCGGGGCCUGUCGCGCGGUUCUGUCGCGCGGUUCUGUCGCGAUGGCGCUCGAGUCGCUGCGGUACCGCCGCGGGUCUCUGGAGGUUCUGAACCAGCGGCUGUUACCGGGGCAGCUCCGCUACGAGCGGGUGGGGGGCGUGCAGCGGGCCUGGGCGGCCAUCCGCGACAUGGAGGUGCGGGGGGCUCCGGCCAUCGCCCUCCUGGGCUGCCUCAGCCUGGCGGUGGAGCUGGCGGGGGGCGCGGGACCCCAGGAGGAUUUGGGGGCGCUGGAGGAGUUUGUGGGGCAGAAAUUGGGGUUCCUGCUCAGCGCGCGCCCCACGGCCGCCAACCUGGGCCGGGAGGCCGAGCGGCUGCGGGGCUGGGUCCGCCGCAGGGCCGAGACCCCCGGGGUCACCCCACAGGAGCUGCGGGAGAGCAUCAUCGAGUACAUCGAGGGGCUGCUGGAGAAGGACCGUAGGGACAACCGGAGCAUCGGGGCCCACGGGGCCGACGCCAUCCUGGGGGGGCUCCCCGGGGGGGGCCCCGUCACCCUCCUGACCCACUGCAACACCGGGACCCUGGCCACGGCAGGCUACGGCACCGCGCUGGGCGUGGUGCGGGCCCUGCACGAGCGCGGGGCCCUGUCCCGGGUGCUGUGCACCGAGACCCGGCCCUACAACCAGGGCUCGCGGCUGUCGGCGCUGGAGCUGCGCCACGACGGCGUCCCCGUCACCCUCAUCGCCGACAGCGCCGCCGCUGCCGCCAUGAGGCUGCACGGGGUGCACGCCGUGGUGGUGGGCGCCGACCGCGUGGCGGCCAACGGCGACGUGGCCAACAAGAUCGGCACGUUCCAGCUGGCGGUGGCCGCGCGGCACCUGCGGAUCCCCUUCUACGUGGCCGCCCCGAGCAGCACCUGCGACCCCUCGCUGGCCUCGGGAGACCUGAUCCCCAUCGAGGAGCGGCCGGGCACGGAGCUCACCCAGCUCGGGGGCGUGCUCCUGGCGGAGCCCGGGGUCGACGUGUGGAACCCGGCCUUCGACGUGACGCCACACGAGCUCAUCACGGGGGGCAUCAUCACCGAGCGGGGGCUCUUCGCCGCCUCCGACGUGUGCGGGCAGCUGGCGGAGCGCGGGGAGCGCUGACGGCUCCGGCCCGGUGCGUCCCGGCCGCCGUCGGGGCAGCCGUGCCCCGGUGUGUCCCGGUGUGCUCCGCGCCAUGGCCCGGCCGCAGCAUCGCCCCGAAGAAGCUCCGCGUGGUGCAGCAGCAGCGGCUGAAGAAGCGGCUGGAGGUCGGGAUCCGCCUGCGGAUCGAGCGGGAGGCGGUGCAGCGAGCGCAGGGCGCGCUCCCCAAGAAGCUGAGCCUGGUCAGGGCCCCCGGCCCCGCCAA